AUGAAAUCAAUUUUUAAAAAGUUAGACAUAUUUUCUUCAUAAUUUUAAUUUAAUGUAGGGCAUAAUCAGCCAAAUAAAGGAACUUUAACUGGUUUUGCUUUAUCUUCUUUUGUGAUACUGACAACAAUAGCAUAUUUUAUAUAUGAAAUUAUGCUUUUUUCAAGUAACUAAAUAGAGCCCAACUUUAGAUCUCAAAAUUUUAUAACUGAAGGACUAGUAGAGACAGGUUUAAAUAAUGACUUGAUUGGUUUUAAAAUGGAUCCUGGUGAAUCUUAUGCACUUUACACCAAUGCAACAAAGACAUAUCUUAUUUAUAUGGCCUUCUUUCGCUAUUAAACAAAUGACACUUCUUAAUUUAUUCCUAUUAAAGUAAUUAACUGUACUAACCCAAGUCUUUAAGGUUAUCAGUGUUUAGAUUUUUCAAGCCUUUCAAAUUAUACAUUUGCUCUUAAUACUAAAUAGAAUUUGUAUUCUUAAAUAUAAAUAUUUACAUAUAGCUGUUUAGACUUGGAUUCAGUUAAAACUACAAUUCCUGAUAACUGUGCUAGUUAAGCUGAAAGUGAUGCAUUAGUCAAUGGCGUAAAUGCUGGUUUGAAAUUUAAAAUAUUCACUUCUUAAUACAAUACAACAUCUUAAGAAAUGUAAGUAAACUAUAGGAAUGUUAAUAUUUAUACAUUUUCUAGCUAAUCAAUCAUAACUAUUUUAAAUAUGCAAACUCAAACUACUUCAGUUAAAUAAGGGCUCAUUAUAUAAAAUGAAUCCAAAUAUUCUUCUCCUAUACAAUAUAAUCAAAUUAGUUAAAGUAUGUAAAGGUAGUCAGCCCUAAAAGAUGGAGAAGGCCCAUACAGCUUGAUUAUGCUUUAAAUCGAUGAAAUUAUAUAGAGAGUACAAAUUCAAUACUCAACACUUCCAUAAAUACUAGCUCUUGUAAAUGGUAUUUUCUCUCUCUUGUUACUACUGGGUAUUAUUGGACGAUUAAUUUCAUCAAAACGAAUAGAACAUGACUUUUUUACGCUGUUCUUAAAAAACUUUUAUACUGGUAAAUACUUGAGUAUACUCAAAUAAAAUAAACUUCUUCAAUAAAUAUAAUCCCCUCUAAUUAACAAAUAAGUAUCUAAAAAUGAAAAUGAAAUUUUGAGUAAUAAUUUAAUUAACCUCCCUGUAAAGAAUGGAAAUAUGAAAAGUGAUUAGAUGAGUAAUUAAGAACUUAAUAAUGAUAAAAAGUAAGAUAUUGAAUUAAUUGAAAGCAAUUGCGAUCAGUUCGUAGAAAAUAAAGAAGAGCCAAAUGAUAAUUGCAUUCAGUUUCCUAACUUAGAUUUCAAGUUUAAAAAGCAAUUAGAUAAUAAAAAAAAUAAACAAGUAAUAAAUUCUUAAAUUUAAUUUGAUUUGAGUGAAAAAAAUUUGUGUGAAUAAGAAAAAAAAUUGGAAAUAAAAAAAGAGGAAAAAUUUAAUGUAAGAGAAAAGCUAAAUAUUAGUCAUAACUAAGAUAUUUUUUUAAAAAUAUAAUAAUAAUAAAGCAUUAUGUAAGAUGAAGAGGCAGUUACUCCAUAAUAGAGGGAAAACAUAAUAACUAAUUUUAACAACUAAUAUAUUUCACCUCAGGAGAGAAGCCCAUAAAAUUAAAUGAUAUAAGAAGAAAAUACAAAUUUAAACAAAUAACCUAGUACAGUGGUUUUUAAUUAAGCAACUAACCAAUAAAUUGUAUAAACAAAAGGUUAAUCUUAUGCUUAUCUUUUAACUGAUAGGAAAUUUUAAGAACCUAAUGACUUGGGUUACUUGGAUAACAAUAUUAAUAAGCUAAAGGCACUUCAAAGUAAAAGCCUGACAAAAUAAAUUAUGAAUAGCAUUUUUAGUUUCAAACUUUAUAAGAAGAAAAAUUAAUAAAUAUCUGAUGAUCUUGGAGAGCAACAGAAAAAAAUAAUUUUAGAACAUGUUAACUAAGAUUUAAAUAUUUUUUCAUUUUAUAAAGAUGUUAUAUUCCUUAAAAAGGCUGUUAUGCUUAUGUUAGAUUCCUAAUAAUUAGCAGCUAUAAAGCUUUUAGGUUUUUCUUCAGAUUUUUUAGACUCAGACUUCAAAAAUAUAAGCCCAAAUGACCUAGAGCAACUAACUAAAGAUAAAAAACUAAGUUACUUGGAGGAAUAAUUUAUAAUAUAUUAGUCAGACGAGAUAUAAUAAUAAAAACUUUCAUAAUUUUUAUUAAGACUUUAAAAUCAAGAAAAGGGUAAUGAUAUUGAUUUUAGAAUAUUAUCUUCUAUACCAUGA
This is a messenger RNA of Tetrahymena thermophila SB210, 2262 nucleotides long. Its product is annotated as AMP-binding enzyme family protein. Lineage: Eukaryota; Ciliophora; Oligohymenophorea; Hymenostomatida; Tetrahymenidae. The record is from RefSeq and is a predicted model, not a curated record. The transcript is spliced from 3 exons.